Plasmodium inui San Antonio 1 is the source of this 2370-nucleotide messenger RNA. Its product is annotated as CMGC/GSK protein kinase. Gene Ontology annotation, cellular component: cytoplasm. Gene Ontology annotation, biological process: protein phosphorylation; signal transduction. The coding region runs from base 1 to 2370 and encodes 789 amino acids. Lineage: Eukaryota; Apicomplexa; Aconoidasida; Haemosporida; Plasmodiidae. Gene Ontology annotation, molecular function: ATP binding; protein serine/threonine kinase activity. The transcript is spliced from 2 exons. The record is from RefSeq and is a predicted model, not a curated record.
AUGGACCUCAUAAAAAUAUACAAACAGAACGAAAUUCUAAAGGAUUACGUAAACAUAUACUUCGAUGAUGAAAGGGAACCAAGUCUCCAGGAAAACAUAAAGUAUAAAAUUUUACACAUAAUCGGAAAUGGAGUAUACGGGGUGGUUUAUAAAGCCUACUGUCUGGACAGCUUAUGUGUCGUGGCCUUGAAGCAGACGUAUCAGAAAAAUGCUCGAAUUUUUAAGGAAGUGGAUAUUAUGAAAAAACUCAGACAUCCAAACAUAGUAAAAUUGAAGCAUGCAUUUUACACGGCCACUUCAAAUGGAGGAAUCUACGUCCAUAUGAUUAUGGAAUAUGGGAACACCGAUUUGGCCACCUCUCUUUACUAUGUUAGCAUAGAAAAUUCACCUGACCAUGUUAAUACUUUUUAUGAGCCAAGUGGGAACGAAGAAGGGUAUGUACAGAAUGGUAAUGGCGCUAUGCUUGGGGAUGACUGCUUAGACGAUGCGAACUUUACAGGUGGGAGGGACAAUCGGGAAGGGUCACACCAUAGCGACUCCACUCGACUGACCAGAGCACAAUUGGACUGUCCCAGGGGGGGAAGCGGCGUGAUCAAAAACGCGGUAAGUAACUUCAACAUAAACGCACUACAAGAAAGCAUCAGCCAUAUUUGUCCAUGUCACAAUAUAAGGGAGUAUAUUAAAAAAAGCUUCCUCAAUGAGAAUCAGAUUAAGAUUUACCUCUACCAAUUGAUUCGGGCGACCCUGUACCUACACACGCUGUGUAUAACGCAUCGAGACAUAAAGCCACAGAACGUCCUGAUCUUUCUUAACAAGCAGGGUAGCAGCGGGGUAGGGGGCUUAAGGAAGGGGGGCCAUCAAGGGGACAACAAAGGAGACAACAAAGGAGACAACAAAGAGUGCCUCGUGUGCAUUCAGAAUUCGUUCAAGGUUAAGUACAUAAUGAAUAGGCGACGUGGCGGGAGAAACCCAAGUGAAGCACAGGGGGCAAGUGAGGCGGCGCCUGGCCUGGCCGCGUCUGGCCAAUCCGCGAGAAGAAAGCCCUCCCGUGGUGGUAUCCCCAAUUCUGCUAACAAGGCCGAGGAGGAAGGUUCGCAAAAUGAGGAGGGAUCUUCCGAGAGGGGAAGAAGAGAGGAAACCCAUUCGGGUGACUGCCACCAUUGGAUGGAGACCACGUCGUGCGAGACUUCCCAAAGGAGAGUGCAAAGAUGCCACGGCCGCUACGGUAGGAGCAGUACGCCGUUUUCCGUCAAGUGCGUAAUGAGCAGUUUGGACAGAAAGGACAUGCAGUUAAAAAGAUCGGCGAGCAUGACCGAGUUAUUUAAGGACACCUACGACAUGGGUAGAGACAACCGCGAUGCGUGCGAGGCCAGUUUGAAGGAGGACUGCUCUCCCCUUUCUGCAAACAAUUUUAAGAGCGAGUCGAGAGAGGACAAAUCGGUUGUUCAGCUAGGGUCGCCCAAUUGGUGCACGGACAAGAGCCCCCUAGUUGAUGCAGAGAAGGAUAAAGUGGAAUGUCAUCCAAGUGAGAACGGGGGCGUCCCGCCUCCUCGUGACAGAGACAAUUCCUCCUCCAUCUCCUCCACGGAGGGGGAUAUAUUGUCCCGUUUCGAACUCAACCCAGAACACACGGAAGAGCAGAUCAGUCUCAACAGAAUAUAUAUGAAUGCCAUCACGUAUAAGUAUAUCAAAUUGUGCGAUUUUAACACCUCCAUUAAAUUGAAAGAGAAUUACAAGUAUUUCAGUUAUGUUUGUUCAAGAUAUUACAGAGCCCCCGAGCUGCUUUUCGGAUCGAAUUAUUACAGCCAGGCGAUUGACACCUGGUCGAUAGGCUGCGUCAUGGGAGAACUCAUCCUGGGGAAGCCCCUCUUCCUGGCAGAUUGUGCAUCGGAUCAGCUCGUCGAAAUAAUCAAAAUUUUGGGGACGCCCAAUGAUGAAGACUUCCUCUCGUUUAAAAGUGGCCACAAGAAUGUAAAGCUACCUCAAGUCAAACCAAUAACACUGAAGAAGCUGAUCAAAAAUCAGAGUUCUCAGGAGAGUAUCGAUCUGCUAGGGAAGCUUCUUCAGUUCAAUCCUCAAAAACGAAUCAAGCUCUGCAAUGCAUUGUUACACACCUACUUUGACGACAUACGGAAUUUAAAUGCUUUCAAGGAUGAUCGGAAUGGAGGGAGUACUUUCCCGUUGCCUUACAUAACAAACUGUUUCAACUUCACGAAGGAGGAGCUGCUACACUUCACCGUGGAGGAGCGAAAAAUCCUCGUACCACUGGAAGUACGGCGUAGGAAGUUGGACGAGGUGAUGCAGUACAUAGACAUGCCGCUGGAGAGCUUCGACAAGAUGUAUCCGAAUAAGGUGCACUUGGCGUGUUGA